GAAUAAAUCUGGCGGUAUCAGACAAGAAACGUUGACCCCAAAGAGUUGCAUUGAUUCAGAUGCCGAUAGCACCUGCUAUCUGGGGUCCAAGAACAGAAGCGGCGAGUGAAAGUAUUCUUACGGCAUCUGGAGUGUCUGCCAGCACGGGAAGUGGUCAGUAGAACACCAGAACCCAUUCAGAAGUACCACGAGCUUUCGGUAUAGCACUCGCACGUGUCAAUCAAGUAACUUAGCCAUUCCGAAGAGUCGACAAUUAGAUUUUGGUGAUAAACUGGACGCAUCCUUCGUGCAUUAUCGAUGCACUAUGAGAGGUAAUAUAGAGUUUUACCUUGUCGUGGUCUUAACUGUGAGUGUGUCCCUUCCCUGUGCCCUAGGGGUUUCUUCGCGUUUACCACGAACCAGUGCGGGUUUUAAUAGGACUAAUUUCAAGAGGAAUAUUCAGACGUCGUCGAGGGCGACCACCACAAGCUCCAUUCCACCCAUUCUGAAAGAUGAUGGGUCGGACGAGUAUGGCAAAAUAAGGGAGCGUUACCUCUUCGACUUCUUCGAAGUGCUGAUAUCAACACUGGACACGAAACUCCAGCGUAUAGAGAACCUCGACAAAGCGGUCGAGCACCUGAUGCGGAGGGUCGAAUCCCUGGACACGAGGGUAUCCAGCAACAUCGAAAAAACCGAAUCCGUCAUCUCCAAGCUGGAGAACCUAGACGGUAGGCUGCUGAGGGAGAAGUCCAACGUUUAUUUCUCCAACGAUAACUCGGAAUCGAACGAGAGGAACGACAAUUCGGACAUCAACAAGAAGCUGCAGAGUUUGGAGACCAAGGUCGAUGUCAUCGAUGGCAAAAUGAACGAUUUGAAGAACCACUUUGACGGCGGCAAUGGCUACUUGCCGAACGAUGAGUUUAACGCUGAAGCCAGCGAGAAGAAGCCAAUUCUGAUGAACGUUGUCGAAAUUACCAAGGCCUUGAAUACUGAGGUCAUAAACCACGUGUCCAAGGAGCUCGGUUUGCUCCGGGAAUCGACCAGCAACAUAGACCGAAAGCUGCAAUUCCACAUAAACCUCGUAUCGGACAACUUGGGCAAAAUGCUGCACCGCAUCACCGACAUCCACCACGCCAUCAUCGACUACGCCUCUUACAACUACACCACGACCACCACAACAAGCCCCAUCGAGGAGAGAUUGGCCAAGAACAACAAGAUCGACGCUCUCACCGAACAGAUCAAACCCAUCGUGACGGUUUCGGAGAAGAUCCAGGAGGUGUGGAACGUGGUGGUGGGCACCAAAAGCUCCGUGGAUAACCUUCUGCCGAAAUCUGACGAGCUGUUGUCCCAGACGCAGCGUCAGGAGAGGGCCAUCGGGGAGAUCCACAACGAUCUGAGGACCAAGACGAACAAGAUCAUCGCCAAUCUGGAUAAGGUGGACAGGAGGUUGAAGAAGCAGGAGAGCGACGUGGCAAGCUUAGCCCAGGGUCCUGUUCGUGCUGAGCUUCUGCUGGAUCCCACGAUUGACAGGUUGAUAGAGUUCGAUCCGAAAAGGUAUGUGGAGGAAUAUCCAGAAACAAGCACUGAAUCCUACACAACAUUUUACCCAACCCUGGCUUUCAACGGUCCAGCCAACGUUCCAACAGUCAAUCAAAGUGCACCAUCUACAGUAACUUCUUUACCUAUCCAAGCUACCACUUCCGCAGAAAAAAAGAUAGAAAAACGGAAAGAUGGAGUUAUAUUUCCAAGUAUUAAGAACAAACCUGGACCGGCCAAUACUACAUUUGCUACUGAAUUAUUGGAUUUGUCGAAAGAUGUGAAGGGAUAUUCCUGUGUGGACCUAUUGAAUGCCGAAAUGAGAAAAUCAGGAGUUUAUUAUCUGCAAAUUAGGGGCACAACAUAUUGGUUCCUGAAAGUCUUCUGCGAACAAGAGAUUGCUGAUGGUGGUUGGACGGUCAUACAAAGAAGGGAUGAUUUUGGCGAUCCAAGGGAGAAUUUCAACCGCGAUUGGAACGAUUAUAAAAAUGGAUUUGGUGAUCCUGCUAAGGAAUUCUGGUUGGGUAACGAGAACAUCUACAUGCUCACCAACAACGAAGAAUAUAUUUUGAGGGUGGAACUCGAAGACUUCGAAGGAAAUAGGAGGUAUGCCCAGUAUUCGCACUUUAAGAUAUAUUCUGAAGCAGAAUAUUACAAGCUGGAAAUCGAUGGUUAUGAAGGGACAGCUGGGGAUUCCUUGAACGAUCCUUGGUAUGGCAGUAACAACAGCCCAUUCUCGACUUAUAACAGAGAUAACGACAGAUCAAGCUUGAAUUGUGCAUCGAUGUUGAAGGGUGGUUGGUGGUGGAAAUCUUGUGGCAGGGGGUUGAAUGGUUUGUAUCUGAACGACCCUCAGGAUCUUACCGCAAGACAAGGUAUUGUGUGGUUCAGAUGGAGGGGAUGGGACUACACCUUGAAGAAAGCCAUGAUGAUGAUCAAGCCCAAAGGCCUGAUAUCGUCAUCGAAUUGACGAAAAACUAGUGGAAAUUCAUAGAGUUUGUUGUACAUAAAUAAAAACAAAUAGGUUUAUUCUAAAGUAAGAACAUCUUGGAUAUGUUUUUCGAGUAAAAUUUGUCAAUGCUGAUGGAUGAAAAUUGACAAUUACCAUAACCAUAUUCAGAGUAAUAUGAUGGAAAUCUGAGUAGGAGUAUUAGAGACUGAAUUAUAUAGAAAUCUAGUUCUCCCCCAUAGCUACAUCAGUUGCCCUAACCUCUUGCUUAAAGUGUUGACACUUUACCAUACAAAAAACAGUAUUGAACAUGUGUAACUAGAUUAAGAUAUAGCCAAUAAUAAUGCACUGUAAAAAUGUAAGUAGAUACUGCCGAAAAAAAUAUUAAAAUUGUAUGUGCAAAUAUAUAACAGUACCGAUGUAAAGAAAUAAAUAAAUCCCGUCUAUUUAUUUUAUUUGCGUGUGUUUAUAAGGAACUUACCGAAUAGAAUGUUUUGUUAAAAAUUAUAUAAGUGUAUAUUUCUAUGAAAUAAAAAACUUUUUUCACUC
This is a messenger RNA of Coccinella septempunctata (seven-spotted ladybird), 3013 nucleotides long. Its product is annotated as angiopoietin-related protein 2. Lineage: Eukaryota; Metazoa; Arthropoda; Insecta; Coleoptera; Coccinellidae. The record is from RefSeq and is a predicted model, not a curated record. The transcript is spliced from 9 exons. The coding region runs from base 305 to 2485 and encodes 726 amino acids.